Procambarus clarkii (red swamp crayfish) is the source of this 966-nucleotide messenger RNA. NCBI's taxonomy places the organism in Eukaryota, Metazoa, Arthropoda, Malacostraca, Decapoda, Cambaridae. The record is from RefSeq and is a predicted model, not a curated record.
AUGUGGUGCCAUGAAGAGCCCGGGGGCCACAAUGUGGCGCCAAGAAGAGCCCGGGGCAACAAUGUGGUGCCAAGAGGAGCCCGGGGGACCACAAUGUGGUGCCAAGAAGAGCCCGGGGGCCACAAUGUGGCGCCAAGAGGAGCCCGGGGGCCACAAUGUGGCGCCAAGAGGAGCCCGGGGACCACAAUGUGGCGCCAAGAAGAGCCCGGGGGCCACAAUGUGGCGCCAAGAAGAGCCCGGGGCCACAAUGUGGUGCCAAGAAGAGCCCGGGGGCCACAAUGUGGUGCCAAGAAGAGCCCGGGGGCCACAAUGUGGUGCCAAGAAGAGCCCGGGGGCCACAAUGUGGUGCCAAGAAGAGCCCGGGGGCCACAAUGUGGCGCCAAGAAGAGCCCGGGGGCCACAAUGUGGCGCCAAGAGGAGCCCGGGGCCACAAUGUGGCGCCAAGAAGAGCCCGGGGGCCACAAUGUGGCGCCAAGAAGAGCCCGGGGGCCACAAUGUGGUGCCAAGAAGAGCCCGGGGGCCACAAUGUGGCGCCAAGAAGAGCCCGGGGCCACAAUGUGGCGCCAAGAAGAGCCCGGGGGCCACAAUGUGGUGCCAAGAAGAGCCCGGGGGCCACAAUGUGGUGCCAAGAAGAGCCCGGGGGCCACAAUGUGGCGCCAAGAAGAGCCCGGGGGCCACAAUGUGGUGCCAAGAAGAGCCCGGGGGCCACAAUGUGGCGCCAAGAAGAGCCCGGGCCACAAUGUGGUGCCAAGAAGAGCCCGGGGGCCACAAUGUGGUGCCAAGAAGAGCCCGGGGGCCACAAUGUGGUGCCAAGAAGAGCCCGGGGCCACAAUGUGGCGCCAAGAAGAGCCCGGGGGCCACAAUGUGGCGCCAAGAAGAGCCCGGGGGCCACAAUGUGGCGCCAAGAAGAGCCCGGGGGCCACAAUGUGGUGCCAAGAAGAGCCUGGCGCCUUCUCUAAAGUCUAG